AUGGUGGUGCAAUUUAGUCACCCACUUCUUUCUUGCAGGGCAUUACACGAGAAAGACAAGAGGCCAAAGGGGGGCUUAACCCGGAAUCAAUUUUUUCUCGUUGCCUUUAUUUGUAGCUUUGCUUACUAUGUCCUUCCAGGCUACCUGUUCUCAAGGCUAACGUCCCUAUCUUGGAUUUGCUGGAUAUUCCCCGCUUCAAUCUUGGCCAAUCAGCUAGGUUCAGGACUUCGUGGUCUCGGUGUUGGCGCGUUUGGAUUUGAUUGGUCCAGCAUAUCCUCUUACCUCGACAGCCCACUUGCCAGUCCAUGGUUUGCCACUGCAAACGUGGCCGUUGGGUUUGCCCUUAUGCUCUAUGUCAUUGUCCCUGCUGCUUAUUGGCUCAAUCUCUACAAGGCCAAAACGUUUCCCAUUUUCUCAGAUGGCCUUUUCACGUCUAAUGGACAAAACUACAAUGUCACAGCAAUAACAGACUCAAAAUUCCACCUCGAUUUGGACGCGUAUGAACGCCAGGGCCCUCUCCAUUUGAGCACAUUAUUUGCUAUUGCAUAUGGUUUGAAUUUUGCCUGCCUUACUGCCACUAUUGUUCACGUUAUCCUCUUCAAUGGGAGACAAAUGCGAGAGCUAACCAAGUCAGCAUUCCAAGAGAAAAAGAUGGAUGUGCAUACAAGACUCAUGAGAAAUUAUGAACAAGUUCCUCAAUGGUGGUUCAUGUCUAUCCUUUUUGUUAACAUAGUAGCGACCAUAUUUACAUGCCAGUAUUACAAUGGCCAACUGCAAUUGCCAUGGUGGGGCAUUUUGCUGGCAUGUGGUUUAGCCAUGUUUUUCACUCUUCCUGUUGGCGUCAUCAAAGCCACAACUAAUCAGACGCCAGGCUUGAAUGUAAUCACAGAGUAUAUCAUUGGAUAUAUAUACCCGGGAUAUCCCGUUGCUAACAUGUGCUUCAAGGUUUAUGGCUACAUAAGUAUGAAGCAGGGGAUUGCAUUUUUGCAAGACUUCAAGCUCGGCCAUUACAUGAAGAUUCCUCCCAGAUCAAUGUUCAUGGCACAGGUAGUGGGUACUAUCAUAUCAGCAUUUGGGCAUUUAGGGACAGCGUGGUGGCUUAUGGACACAAUCCCAGACAUAUGCGACAGGGCGUCGCUUCCAGCAGAUAGCCCCUGGACGUGUCCCGGUGACCAUGUCUUCUACGACGCAUCCGUCAUCUGGGGUCUGGUCGGGCCUCGCAGAAUCUUUGGAGAUCUUGGGUAUUACUCUUCCAUCAACUGGUUUUUCUUGGUUGGUGCAAUAGCUCCCGUGCUAGUUUGGCUUGCACACAAGGCCUUCCCUAACAAGCAUUGGAUUGGACUCGUCAACAUGCCCGUGAUCUUUGGGGCUAUAAGCAACAUGCCCCCAGCCACUGCAGUAAACUACACCAGUUGGGUUCUUAUCGGAUUUGCCUCCGGUUUUGUUGCUUACAGGUACCACCGCGGCUGGUGGAGUCGCCACAACUAUGUGCUGUCCGGCGCACUUGAUGCUGGAUUAGCCUUCAUGGGGGUGUUGCUUUACUUGUGUUUGGGAAUGGAACAUGUAGGCCUCAAAUGGUGGGGAAAUGACUCGGAGGGUUGUCCCUUGGCUUCUUGCCCAACCCAACAAGGGGUUGUGGUUAAAGGAUGCCCACUUGUAUGAACAAUUAGGGAAUUGAUAUGUUUCAAUUUGUUGUAUUUAUCUACGUUAUUCUUCCACUGUAAACAGCUGUAUAUAGUUCAUGCAUGGUAUAAUUUGAAAUAUAUAAACGACAAUCAUAAUAGCCCUUUCCUUGGUCCUUGA
Morus notabilis is the source of this 1803-nucleotide messenger RNA. RefSeq names its product oligopeptide transporter 7. The transcript has 5 exons. The record is from RefSeq and is a predicted model, not a curated record. Bases 1 to 1662 code for a protein of 553 amino acids. Gene Ontology annotation, molecular function: oligopeptide transmembrane transporter activity. Gene Ontology annotation, biological process: transmembrane transport. NCBI's taxonomy places the organism in Eukaryota, Viridiplantae, Streptophyta, Magnoliopsida, Rosales, Moraceae.